This is a messenger RNA of Penicillium arizonense, 1278 nucleotides long. RefSeq lists its product as uncharacterized. Gene Ontology annotation, biological process: transsulfuration. NCBI's taxonomy places the organism in Eukaryota, Fungi, Ascomycota, Eurotiomycetes, Eurotiales, Aspergillaceae. The transcript is spliced from 3 exons. Gene Ontology annotation, molecular function: carbon-sulfur lyase activity; pyridoxal phosphate binding. Bases 1 to 1278 code for a protein of 425 amino acids. The record is from RefSeq and is a predicted model, not a curated record. Gene Ontology annotation, cellular component: cytoplasm.
AUGUCUCCCGAUGUCCCGCUUGUUUGGUAUAUCAUAACCUUCUCUGUGCAUACAAUUCAAGAACAUAGCAUUAUGCAUUCUAGCGAGACCACUGGCGCUUCUACGCGUUCCUUACACGCCGACGAUGCAUUCAACAUUGUCACAGAUGUUGCUCCUCCAAUUCACGUCUCCACCACAUUCCGUUACUCAGAUGAUCCCUCCCACCUAGUCCCCUACGCUGAUAUCACUUCCCCCGGUGACCCAACCGUCCACGUCUACUCCCGCGCUUCCGCCCCAAACUCCUCCCGCUUCGAAGCAAUCCUCUCCUCCCUCCUCCACGGCCAAACCAUUUCCUACUCCUCAGGCCUCUCAGCCCUCCACGCAGCCCUAACCCUCCUAAACCCACGCCGCAUCUCCGUCGGCGACGGCUACCACGGCUGCCACGGCGUCAUCGCCCUCUUCACCCGCCUCACGGGCCUCCAGAAACUAGAUCUAGACUGUCCAGCGGACGCCCUCGAAAAGGGUGAUGUCAUCCUCCUCGAAACGCCCGUUAACCCCUACGGCACGGCCUUCGAUAUAGCCCACCAUGCCGAGAAAGCCCAUUCCCGUGGUGCGUUCCUUAUCGUCGAUAGUACUUUUGCUCCGCCGGGUUUACAGGAUCCUUUCCUGCAUGGCGCUGAUUUGGUUAUGCAUUCCGGGACGAAGUAUUUCGGAGGUCAUAGUGAUAUGCUCUGUGGUGUUCUUGCUACGAAGCGUGAUGACUGGGCUGAGCAGCUUAAAUCUGAUCGGCUGUUUAUUGGCAAUGUCAUGGGUAAUAUGGAGAGUUGGCUUGGUGUGCGCAGUCUGCGCACCCUUGAAGUCCGUGUCCAGCGUCAGAGUGAUAGUGCUACGAGGCUUGUUGGGUGGUUGGAUGGUUGUCUUCGUGUGAGAGAUCCGGUGGCUGGGAGUGAUGCGGCUGUUGUGCAGGCUGUUCUGAAGGAGAUCUUUCACGCUAGUGUUCAGAGGGUUGAGGGGGAUUGGCUGAAGAAGCAGAUGCCUAAUGGGUUCGGGCCUGUUUUUGCUAUUUCUAUGACUGAGGAGCGCUUUGCGAAGGAGUUGCCUAAGUCCCUCUCGGCACCACUCCCCCUCUCAGAUCUCUUCAAUCAACUCGAGAAACACUACCCCGGGAUUGUGGAGAAAGUCUUGUCCAGUUGUGGAGUGAGUCUCAAUGGCGAAUAUGUUGAUGUGAAGGAAGACGUGGACGUUGUUAUUCUCCCUGGGGCCGAGGUUGCUAUUAUUCCGCCUGUUAGUUCGGGAUAG